AUGGCCACGAUUCCGCCCGAGAAAGCCCCAAAGCCGGGUCUAAAUGUUUAUGGCUACGCAUCUGUCAACCCCUACAAGUUGACUAUCGCGGCCGAGGAACUCAACAUACCGUAUAACUAUAUCAACAUUGAUAUGCCUGCAGGGGAAGCCCAAGCCGAGUGGUAUAAGUCCAUCAACCCAAACGGCCGUCUACCCGCACUUGUCCACAACAAGGAGGAUGGCGCCACUGUGACUGUCUUUGAGAGCGCCGCCUGUUUGCUCUACCUCGUUAGCGAGUUUGACAAGGAUAACAAAAUCUCAUACCCCGUCGGCACGCCCGGGUACUGGCCGCAGCUAUCCUGGCUCUCCUGGCAGGUUGCUGGUUUCGGCCCUAUGAUGGGCCAAGCAUGCUUUUUCAACCGGUAUACAACCGAACCAGUGCCGUAUGCUUCCUGGCGCUACACGUCUGAAGCCCGAAGACUUCAUACUGUGUUGGACAGACAGCUGUCCGCUACCCCAUUUGUGGGGGGGGACCGCUUGACGGUUGCCGAUAUCGCCAUCUUCAUUUUUGCCCACUCCGGUAAGUGGUGCGGCGUUGACAUCAACGAAUUCCCCAACGUUAAGGCGUGGCGUGAUAAACUCAUCCAACGACCCGCCUUUCAGAAGGGGCUGCAGAUUCCCGUACCGUACCCGUACAGUGACGAGGCAGUUUCGAGUCCUAACGGUCAGGACUUCUAUACCAACCUGCGAAAGUACGGUGGCCAGAUGAUCAAAGGAGCGACGGAACAGUGGAAGGGCGACGUCGUACCGGUCCCUUCCGACCAUGCAAAUCUUUAG
Hypoxylon trugodes is the source of this 816-nucleotide messenger RNA. RefSeq names its product glutathione S-transferase. The coding region runs from base 1 to 816 and encodes 271 amino acids. The record is from RefSeq and is a predicted model, not a curated record. NCBI's taxonomy places the organism in Eukaryota, Fungi, Ascomycota, Sordariomycetes, Xylariales, Hypoxylaceae. The transcript has 4 exons.